Messenger RNA from Mastomys coucha (southern multimammate mouse), 3522 nucleotides. It is a transcript of the gene Trpv1, whose product is annotated as transient receptor potential cation channel subfamily V member 1. Lineage: Eukaryota; Metazoa; Chordata; Mammalia; Rodentia; Muridae. Gene Ontology annotation, molecular function: calcium channel activity; protein binding. The record is from RefSeq and is a predicted model, not a curated record. Bases 251 to 2770 code for a protein of 839 amino acids. Gene Ontology annotation, cellular component: membrane. The transcript is spliced from 16 exons. Gene Ontology annotation, biological process: calcium ion import across plasma membrane.
UGGGAAUCGGAGCCGUGGCAACAGCAGCUGCUGCCAUUGCUGCAAAUGUUUCCUUGAGUGCCAGACUAUACUCAGAGCCCAUCCCUGACGUACACCAAGGGAGGGGCGAGGACCCUCACAGAGGCAGGAAGGCCACUCUUAUCACAGCCACUUGGCUCUCCCACAAGGAACAGCUCCAAGGCACUUGCUCCAUUUGGGGUGUGCCUGCACCUAGCUGAUUGCAAAUUGGGCCACAGAGGAUCUGGAAAGGAUGGAGAAAUGGGCUAGCUUAGACUCGGAGGAAUCUGAGCCCCCACCCCAAGAGAACUCCUGCCUGGAUCCUCCAGACAGAGACCCUAACUCCAAGCCACCUCCAGCCAAGCCCCACAUCUUCACUACCAGGAGUCGCACCCGGCUUUUCGGGAAGGGUGAUUCAGAGGAGGCCUCUCCCAUGGACUGCCCUUAUGAGGAAGACAGGCUGGCCUCCUGCCCUAUCAUCACUGUCAGCUCUGUUCUCACUAUCCAGAGGUCUGGGGAUGGACCUGCCUGUGUCAGGCAGUCGUCCCAGGACUCUGUCUCCACUGGCGUUGAGAAGCCCCCAAGGCUCUAUGAUCGCAGAAGCAUCUUCGACGCUGUGGCUCAGAGUAACUGCCAGGAGCUGGAGAGCCUACUGUCCUUCCUGCAGAAGAGCAAGAAGCGCCUGACUGACAACGAGUUCAAAGACCCUGAGACAGGAAAGACCUGUCUGCUAAAAGCCAUGCUCAACCUGCACAAUGGGCAGAAUGACACCAUAGCUCUGCUCCUGGACAUCGCCCGCAAGACAGACAGCCUGAAGCAGUUUGUCAAUGCCAGCUACACAGACAGCUACUACAAGGGCCAGACAGCACUGCACAUUGCCAUUGAAAGGCGGAACAUGGCACUGGUGACCCUCUUGGUGGAGAAUGGAGCAGAUGUCCAGGCUGCCGCUAACGGGGACUUCUUCAAGAAAACCAAAGGGAGGCCUGGCUUCUACUUUGGUGAGCUGCCCCUGUCUCUGGCUGCGUGCACCAACCAACUGGCCAUUGUGAAGUUCUUGCUGCAGAACUCCUGGCAGCCAGCAGACAUCAGUGCCCGGGAUUCGGUGGGCAACACGGUGCUGCAUGCCCUGGUGGAGGUGGCAGAUAACACAGUCGACAACACCAAGUUCGUGACAAACAUGUACAACGAGAUCCUGAUCCUGGGGGCCAAACUCCAUCCCACACUGAAGCUAGAAGAACUCACCAACAAGAAGGGGCUUACACCACUGGCUCUGGCUGCUAGCAGUGGGAAGAUCGGGGUCUUGGCCUAUAUUCUCCAAAGAGAGAUCCAUGAACCAGAGUGCCGGCACCUGUCCAGGAAGUUCACUGAAUGGGCCUAUGGGCCCGUGCACUCCUCCCUUUAUGACCUGUCAUGCAUUGACACCUGUGAGAAGAACUCAGUUCUGGAGGUGAUCGCCUACAGCAGCAGUGAGACCCCUAACCGCCAUGACAUGCUUCUCGUGGAGCCCUUGAACAGACUCCUACAGGACAAGUGGGACAGAUUUGUCAAGCGCAUCUUCUACUUCAACUUCUUCGUCUACUGCUUGUAUAUGAUCAUCUUCACCACAGCUGCCUACUAUCGGCCCGUGGAAGGCUUGCCUCCCUAUAAGCUGAAUAACACCACUGGGGACUAUUUCCGAGUCACUGGAGAGAUCCUGUCUGUGUCAGGAGGAGUCUACUUCUUCUUCCGAGGGAUUCAAUAUUUCCUGCAGAGGCGACCAUCCCUCAAGAGUUUGUUUGUGGACAGCUACAGUGAGAUACUUUUCUUUGUACAGUCGCUGUUCAUGCUGGUAUCUGUGGUACUGUACUUCAGUCAAUGCAAGGAGUAUGUGGCUUCAAUGGUGUUCUCCCUGGCCUUGGGCUGGACUAACAUGCUCUACUAUACCCGGGGCUUCCAGCAGAUGGGCAUCUAUGCUGUCAUGAUCGAGAAGAUGAUCCUCAGAGACCUGUGUCGGUUUAUGUUCGUCUACCUCGUGUUCUUGUUUGGAUUUUCCACAGCCGUAGUGACACUGAUUGAGGAUGGGAAGAAUAACUCACUGUCUGUGGAGUCCCCACCACACAAGUGCCGGGGACCUUCCAGCAGGUCAGGAAACUCUUACAACAGCCUGUAUUCCACAUGUCUGGAGCUGUUCAAGUUCACCAUCGGCAUGGGCGACCUGGAGUUCACUGAGAACUAUGACUUCAAGGCUGUCUUCAUCAUCUUGUUACUGGCCUAUGUGAUUCUCACCUACAUCCUCCUGCUCAACAUGCUCAUUGCCCUCAUGGGCGAGACUGUCAACAAGAUUGCACAAGAGAGCAAGAACAUCUGGAAGCUGCAGCGAGCCAUCACCAUCCUGGAUACAGAGAAGAGCUUUCUGAAGUGCAUGAGGAAGGCCUUCCGCUCUGGCAAGCUGCUGCAGGUGGGGUUCACACCUGACGGCAAGGAUGACUACCGGUGGUGUUUCAGGGUGGAUGAAGUGAACUGGACUACCUGGAACACCAAUGUGGGUAUCAUCAACGAGGACCCAGGCAACUGCGAGGGCGUCAAGCGCACCCUGAGCUUCUCUCUGCGGUCAGGCCGAGUUUCAGGGAGAAACUGGAAGAACUUCACCCUGGUUCCCCUUCUGAGGGAUGCAAGCACUCGAGAUAGGCAUACCAUCCAGCCAGAAGAAGUUCAACUGAAGCAUUAUACAGGAUCCCUUAAGCCAGAGGAUGCUGAGGUCUUCAAGGAUUCCAUGGCCCCAGGGGAGAAAUGAGGGACACCAUGCAGGAGUCAAUGCUGGGUCUUUGAUGUCCCAUUGCUCCUGUGUGGAAAGGAUAUGUUCAUGAACAUCAGAGCAGAGUCAAUGUUGCCUGGGUCCACCCUGUGCCUGCCUCAGCAUGUUCCUAGGACUUUACGGGGCCUGUUGUGGAAGGUGGCAGGUGUGUGGGAAGCAAGAUGUAUAUUCAACCACAAUCUUCAAACAUUCGGCUUUCAACUCCUUAUGGACCUUAUUAAACAGAGUGGACAGCAAAUCUCUACUUGGACACAUGUUAGACCCUGGUUUUAUUUGACUUUUGGAUGGCUGAGACUAUGAGCAAAUGGAGCCCAGGAAAAGAAUCUUUAACUACUUGCCUUGAUAUGAAAUGCUGGAUCAUUUCUCCCCCACACUCUGUUGACUACCUUGCUUGCCCUGAGAGGUUUUGGAGGGUUUUGUCAUUCGAUGAGGUACACUGAGGUACCCCAGCCUCACUCUCAGUUCCUUCAGAAUCUGGUUGCUCCAGAUGUGACUUUCCUCUUCCAUGUAAAAUAUCUGUUCUCACAAAAUGGUAGCUUUAUUGCUCUUUAAGUAAAAAUACAGAGCCACACCCCAAGGACAUGGCAGUAAGUUUUAUAGUAUCUGUUAUAUUCUUUCAAUGAUCUUUCAUUUGUUGUAAUCACAAUCCUGCCCCACUCUGUGCAGUGCUAAAUGCGCCUAUCGCUGUUAGUCUUGUAAAUCAUAAAAUAAACUAUGUAUGUGUCUGCAAA